Molecule: messenger RNA, 786 nt
Organism: Musa acuminata subsp. malaccensis (wild Malaysian banana)
Lineage: Eukaryota; Viridiplantae; Streptophyta; Magnoliopsida; Zingiberales; Musaceae
Source: RefSeq, a predicted model, not a curated record
CCUCCUCUUCUUUUCACCACCACCCUCCGUCCCCUUCCUCAGCGACCGACCCAACUCUUGUGAAUUCUCCUCUUUCUUUUCUGCGUUGUCGGUUUGCUUCACCCGAUCGCCUUCUGCUGCCCGGCGAAGAUGAGAGGCCAUGGAGAAGACAACCCACGUUGCUACUGCCACCCCAAGGAAGUGGUGGUAGGAAUCUGUGCUCUUUGCUUGAAGGAGAGGCUCCUGGUUUUGGCCUCCGAACAAAACGGACUUCCACAACCCGGUGGCACAAAGAGGCCCUCGAGAACGCUGAAGAGAACACCCAGCGUCAACCUGCGCAAUGUGUUUGCGUUGGGCUCUCUCCUGCAGCUACUCGAUAAUCGAUACCACAGGAGCAAAGAUACCUCCAGUGGUGAAGACUCCAUCGCCAGCCUUGAAGAUUCCUUCAUCUCAUUCAAGUUCGAGGAGGACAGCGGUCAGACAUCUUGGCCUAACAAGAGGGCUAUCGACUCUACCAUACCUUCUACAAGCAUCACCUGUGGCAGUGGCAUUUCCAUGGGAAAGGACAGAACGGGAGUGAGCAGCAUAGCGGAGCACAAGAAGCGCGGCGGAGCGAAGCUGCGGUGGCGCAAGAGGAUCGGUCAUCUCCUCCACCUGGCACGAUGGAAGAGGUCCAACAAGGCAAGCACGAGCCAUGUGGGAUUUGGAUGUAAGGUGGAUGAUGGGUUCUAGGUGAUCAAGAACAAGCUUCACAAGGAGGAAAACUACCACAGACUCGAGUGAGAAGGAGUGCGUGUGUGUGUUUGU